AAUCCUGACUCGGAAGUGGGCAGCGUGCAAUUUGCUUCAGGGAACGAUAACCAGAGUAAUAAUAAGUUCCUUUGAUUUCUUUUCCAUAGGUGAUACAUGAUUUUUGACAAAACUUCUUGUAGCUAUAUCGUGAGGAUUUUGUGUUAAACCUGUUAUGAAUAUGCACGACUCGAAUGACAAGCCUUUGAAAAGUCACGUACUGAAUUUGGCAAGCGACUAGUACAUGGCAUAUGCUGGUGACAUGACUGAUUCCACGAGCAGUGAAAGCGGAGGCAGUGGUUAUUCACGAAGAAAUUCUAGGAGGAUCCAUCGCACAGAUUGUCUUCUCUCAAAUCCGAAGUUGACGAAUAAUGAUUCUCCAAUGGAGGCCAUGUCUUUCUCAGUUGACGAGCAAAGUUUAGUAGGAAACGCCGCUCAGCACUUCAAAGGGAACAGAGAAACUGUAAGGCAGGCUGUGGAAAUUGUAUUGAACGCAACGGCGAAAAAGCACAGGAUGAAGGGAGCAAUUUCCCUUUGCACAGAAGUCGCUAAACUUUUGGACGACAUCAGCAGACUUGAACAUCAAGUUAUAGUACUGAAAAUGAGAGAUAAAGAUGGUUCUAAGGGAAGUGGGUGCAUUGGAUCUUCAUCAAUAAGUUCUACUGCAUCAAACAAGUCACAGAAUCAACACCCAACACAAACUAAGACAACCCAAGUUCAGCCAAUCUUGACAGACCGCAGUACUAGUCCAUUACUAAAGGAGGUUCUGAUAAAGAAUUCAAACACUACUGCUUGUCAGACAGAAGUUUCUUCAGAUGCAGAAAAAGAAAACAUUAGACUCAAGAAGCAGUUGCAUUCUAUGAGAACAGAAAUGGAGGAACUGAGGAAGAAACAAACUAUACUUCCAAUGAUUGUUAGAAGCCAGAAAAGUGUAUCAAAAGCUGGGAGUCAACAAGACCAUCAAAAAAGGAGCACAAAUACUGUGCCAAUGUCUGCGGCCAAAAGACCAACAGAUUCAGCAGACCACCAAGUGGAAUUGCCACAUAUUCCACAGGCAAAAAGUCCAAGUCAAUUAGUGGACUGUAAUAAAAAGAUGUUAGUUAAUCAACAAAGAAGGAUAGGAUUCAAAUCACUUUCUUCUCCACCAAAAGGGUCAUGUCAUCAACCCAUCAGACCAAAUGAAAUGUAUUCCCAAUGUAAAUGUCAAGGGUGUGUCAGAGCCCUUGCCGAAGAAAGCAGAGUAACAUUAGAUGGACACACAGACAAGAAAUCUCAUAAAUCAGAGAUUUUGCCAAGUAUUGGUGAUCAUGUUGUUGUACGAAGUCAUCUUAGUGGUACAGUGAAAUACAUUGGUCCUGUUAAUGGGGAAGAAUCUUGCAUUGGACUCCACUUAGAUUCACCAGUUGGAAAUCAUAGUGGAUCCUUGGAUGGAGUUCAUUAUUUCUCCUGUCCACCAAACUAUGGGGUUUUUGUUCAUAUUGAAGAUGUGUUAUGUAUUACAACCUCCAAGGAAAAGCAAGUGGUUGGAUUUUCCACAGGACUUCAGAAAUCUUUGCCAAAUGCUAUGACAGCAAUCUAUCCAAAGAAAAGGAAUGCACCAGAGAGCUCUUAGAAAAGAAAUUUCUACAAAGGCGGAGAGCCUCAGAGGUGACUGACCAGGCUUACACAUGGUCUACUCUCCUCAUCUGACUAAGGGACUAUUAUUAUCAUUACUAAUGAUAGUUUUUCUGCCAUAAAAAAAUAAUCAUGUAUUGCAUGACCUUCAUUUUACAGCCAACAUUUACUAAGAGUGUAGUGCUUGUGACAAAAUUUACAAAUAACUUGUUUGCAUCUUGUAAAUACCCUUGACUUUGUGACAGUUUUUGACAGAAGAGUGAAAAACAGUCACACAAAUACAUACUUUGGUGAAGGGAAGCCAAUUUUACCCAAUAGUUAAUUUUUUUGUUAACUUCAGUCAAAUGCAGUUGAUACAAAAGAAAUACCUUUGAAAACAUAAGGCUGCUAACAAAAAUCAAAUAACAAAAAAAAUUAGGAAUGUUUUACUUUUUUAUCAUAAUUAUGAUUCUUUGGAUGUGGAAAUGAUUAAGUGUUACUUAAUGAAAUUAGUUGUGGUUUCUAACAUGUUGGAACAUCUAUAACAUGACCAACAUUUUUUUUUUGCUUAAAAUAUGAAAUUUUUAGUUCAAAGGGUUUCCUCUUGUCUUAAACAAGUGGAAUAGCACAAUACUUGUUAAAUAUCUUAAACCCUUUCACUCCCAAGAUCUCACUGGUGAUUCUCCUUAGCAUCUGGCAUACAAUUCUUAUCAUAUGCAUUUUCAGUGCUAUGAUUACUCUUGCUACACAUUUUACCUUUUCACCUCCAUAAUCUCAUCUGAGUAACUCUCCUUACUGUCUGCAAUACAAUCCUUCUAAUGCUAGUUUGGAGAAUUUGGUGUUAGAUGAACUAGUAAUGCUCUAAUUGACAUUUUUCUUUAUUCCCAUCACUCGUCUGCUUGAUAUUGCAUUGAUAAUGUGAGGAGAAAACCUGUCUUGGUCAUAUAUGGGAGUUAAGGGAGUCAAAGGGUUAAGAUCAGCUAUCUUGGAACCUAAGUUGCUUUUAAUUUAUAUAUUAAUUAUGUGCAUUUACAAAGUCCUUUGACAGAAGAACAUGAAAUGUCCACAGAUGUUUUAUUUGUUCUUUAACAGCACAUCUUGUGGCAAUAGUUUUCAUUUGUACUUUUCCUAGACUUAGAAUUCUCUAGUUUCAAAAAAAGAAACAAUAACAUUGUCAUGGAAGCAACAAUAAGGUGAAGUAAAAAAUUGGCCGGCAAUGAUGGCUUUAAAAGAAAAGAGAUUAGCAAAUUUAUUUUAGAGCUGUUUUCAACUGUGUCAAAAAAGCAAAACCUAAGUAAUUUCAGGGACCAAUCUGAACAAAAUUUACAUUUUCCAUUGAAAACUCAAAGUGAAAAACAAGAAAACUGCUUAAAGCAUAGGAAAAUGUGAAUGCUCAAGUCACAAUUGUUCUUAGUUCUACAUUUUUAUUUCUAUGUCUGAUUGAUUAAGAGUUGUGUGCAUUUUCUGGAUCAAUCUGAGAGCAAAGUAAAGGGAAGACAAAGCAAUUCCAGAUUACUUUUGCCACUCAGUUAAAAUUGCUCUAGCCUUGGUGUCCUCUCUAAAGAGAUAAGUGAUGAUGGACAAGUAGGUUUGCUGCCAUUUUAUGACAUUUUCUUACAAAUACAACCCCAGCUGAUAUCAUAGUUUUACAACUGGGUUAGCUAUGAUUUAAUCAUUGUAACAUGUAUUGUUUUUUUUUUCUUUCUUUCUUUCAUGUAAAGGGACUUCAACACACUAUUUUAUUUUUAUUAUUUUUUUUUUUUUUUCGGUUUAAAAAAAAAACAGAACUUCAGUCAUUUCCUCUACUUUUAAGUGACACAAUUAUUCCCUCAGAAGAAUCCUGUUAGAAAUUUUGGGAUGCCUGUUUCAUUAUAUUAAAUUUCAAUCGCAGUUCUAACCAACAGUGCUGUUAAAAGUGCUGUUAAGUCCUUUUUCAUGUUAGAUAGUCACAUCUGGUGAGCAGUGAUGUGAUGAUCGCCGGUGGAUGCGCAAAGUCCUCUUAUUUAUACAUCCUUUUAGUUACAAGCUUGUGUCAAACACAUGACUAAAAUUUGGAACUCAGUUAUGUUAUAGGUUAUACCAUAAUUGUUACUAACAACUGCUAAAUUUUUUUAAAAGAUGCAAAUACCAGACAGGAUAGUAUUGUUGAAAGUCAGCUUAAGUGCUACAAACUGUAAUUUGAUCAAGAAUUUGAUCAGGAUAGUAACUUGAGUUAUAACAAUUGAUCUUGGUUGCAAUUAAAUUAGAAGCUGGUGUAUCACA
This is a messenger RNA of Pocillopora verrucosa, 3834 nucleotides long. RefSeq lists its product as uncharacterized. Lineage: Eukaryota; Metazoa; Cnidaria; Anthozoa; Scleractinia; Pocilloporidae. Gene Ontology annotation, biological process: cytoplasmic microtubule organization. Gene Ontology annotation, molecular function: microtubule plus-end binding. The record is from RefSeq and is a predicted model, not a curated record. Gene Ontology annotation, cellular component: microtubule plus-end; cytoplasm; nucleus.